Messenger RNA from Dermatophagoides farinae (American house dust mite), 1768 nucleotides. Its product is annotated as chitin deacetylase 1. The record is from RefSeq and is a predicted model, not a curated record. Gene Ontology annotation, molecular function: hydrolase activity, acting on carbon-nitrogen (but not peptide) bonds; protein binding; chitin binding. Gene Ontology annotation, biological process: carbohydrate metabolic process. NCBI's taxonomy places the organism in Eukaryota, Metazoa, Arthropoda, Arachnida, Sarcoptiformes, Pyroglyphidae. Gene Ontology annotation, cellular component: extracellular region.
AUAUUUACCAUCAUCAUAUCGAUUUUAGCGACAUUCGUUCAAAACGUAUCGAUCGUUAAAAGACAAACAGAUGAAAAUGAUGCUGAAUUAUGUAAAGGACGGCCACCAAGUGAAUAUUUUCGUUUAACAGCCGAUGAAGAUUGUCGUGAUGUUGUCCGGUGUUCAGUACAAGGUUUAUUAGCAUUACGUUGUCCAUCUGGUUUAGCAUUCGAUAUUGAUAAACAAACAUGUGAUUGGAAAUCGAAUGUUAAAAAUUGUCAACAAUUAGAAAAACCACGAUUAGUUGCACCAUUGUUGGCAACCGAUGAACCAAUCUGUGAAACUGGAAAAUUAGCCUGUGGUAGUGGUGAUUGUAUUAAUAAAGAAUUAUUCUGUAAUGGUGAACCAGAUUGUGCCGAUGGUUCAGAUGAAAAUGCAUGUACCGUAGAAAAAGAUCCAAAUCGUGCACCAGCAUGUGAUCAAACUCAAUGUGUAUUACCGGAUUGUUUCUGUUCACCAGAUGGUACACAGAUACCGGGAAAAUUGGAACCAACACAUGUACCACAAAUGAUUAUGAUCACAUUCGAUGAUGCUAUCAAUAAUAAUAAUAUCGAUAUAUAUGAUAAAAUCUUUAAAGAAGGACGUAAUAAUCCAAAUGGUUGUUCAAUAAAAGGUACAUUUUUCAUUUCACAUAAAUAUACCAAUUAUUCAGCUGUACAGGAAAUGCAUCGUCGUGGACAUGAAAUUGCUGCCCAUUCUAUAACACAUAAUUCAAAUGAAAAAUAUUGGAGUGAAGCAUCCACAGAAACUUGGGCUAAAGAAAUGGCUGGUGUACGAUUGAUUAUUGAACGUUUUGCAAAUAUUACGGAUAAUUCAAUUGUUGGUGUUCGUGCACCAUAUCUACGUGUUGGUGGUAAUAAUCAAUUUUUUAUGAUGGAAGAACAAGCAUUUUUGUAUGAUUCAACCAUAACGGCACCAUUAAGUAAUCCACCAUUAUGGCCAUAUACAUUAUAUUUUCGUAUGCCACAUAAAUGUCAUGGUAAUGGCCAAAAUUGUCCAACACGUUCACAUGCUGUAUGGGAAAUGGUUAUGAAUGAAUUGGAUCGUCGUGAUGAUCCAAAUUUUGAUGAAGAAUUAUCUGGCUGUUCUAUGGUGGAUAGCUGUGCCAAUAUUAUAACUGGUGAUCAAUUUUAUAAUUUUCUAAAUCAUAAUUUUGAUCGCCAUUAUAAAACAAAUCGUGCACCAUUGGGCGUAUUUUUUCAUGCUAGUUGGCUAAAAUUGAAUCCAGAAUAUUUAGAUGCAUUCAUACAAUGGAUUGAUGAAGUAUUGGAUAAAAAUGAUGUUUAUUUCGUUACAAUGACACAAGUAUUACAAUGGAUGCAACAACCAACACCAAUGAAUUCGAUACGUGAAUUUUCACCAUGGAAAGAAAAAUGUGAAGUACGUGGACAACCACUUUGUAAUCUACCGAAUGCAUGUGCAUUAUCUACACGUGAAUUACCUGGUGAAACAAUUCGUUUACAUACAUGUGCUGAAUGUCCACAAAAUUAUCCAUGGCUUGAAGAUCCUACUGGAGAUUAUUUUGCAUUCUAAAAAUAAUUCUUAACCAAUGUAUCCAAACUACUACGAAUAAGAAGAAUAUUCAUCAUUUAUUCGGAUUCUCCCAAAUGGUCAAUAUAUAAAUAUCGAAUAAAUGAAUGAUUGUUCCUAAAUUCGGCCUAUUUCAUUAUCCUAUUCAUAUUUUUUUUUUGUUUGAUGUUUUUUUUUCAUUUCAUAAUUUUUUUUUUUU